AUGGCUACUCCUUUGAAACUACUCAUCCUAAUCUCCAUCUUCAUCUCCUCGACGAUCGUCGUCGCCAUUGAAGACGCCUCAUCACCAGCAUCAUCACCAUCCCCGCCGUAUCCAUCCUCUCUCUUCGGCCCAGUUCUUACCAAUCUCGGUUUCCAAGAACUCGCCGCCGCCGCCGCCUCUCUCUCCACCGCCACCACAUGGCGAGGCCCCGCCACCGUGUUCGCUCCCACCGAUUCCUCGCUCCUCACCUGCCCUACCUGCUCCGUUCCCCUCCUCCUCCAAGAACACACCAUCCCAGGCCUCUACCCUCUCCACUUCCUGCGCACGCUAGCCUUCGGCACCAAGAUUGAAACCCUAGCCCCCGGCCGAUGCAUCAACAUCAACGCCGACAACAACUCUUCCAGAAUCUUCGUCAACGGCGUCGAGGUCACUCGUCCGGACCUCUUCAACAACGGCCUCGUCGUCGUUCACGGCAUCCAAGGCUUCAUCUCUCACCUAUCGCCGUUCUCUUGCCACAUCGAGCGAAUGACUUCUCUCUCAUUCCCUCCGGCGCCGCCGGUGGAGAAGUUCUUUAUGAUGCGCAUGAUGCUGAAGGACGCCAUGCUCCGAUUACAGAUCAGUGGCUACAGCGUACUCGCUCUUGCUCUGAGAGUCAAGUAUGUAGAGCUAUUGAAUCUUCGAACGGUGACCGUGUUCGCUCUUGACGACAAGUCGAUUUUUUCCGGCGGUCACGAUUACGUCUCCCAUUUGAGGUUCCACAUGGUGCCGAACAGGCUGUUGAGGGCGUCUGAUUUGGAGAUUUUGCCGAUGGCGACGGAGUUGCCAACGAUGGAACAAGGACAGAAGCUGGUGGUGACAACCGCGGGUGGCGGCGGGCCGUUGACGCCGAUGAGGAUCAACUACGUGAAGAUCAAGGGUUUUGAUUUCAUACACAAUAUCAAGAUCGUGGUUCAUGUACUGUCAUUCCCGUUUCCGCACGUUCGUCAUACAGAUACGACGGCUUAUGCUGAUCCCAUCGAACGGUCAGCAUGGAAAAUGAAGGAAUCAGGCUUCACGGGGUACGCUGGGAUGCGAGGCAUGAUGGCCCCUACGCAUGCGAUUGAAUCAACAGAGGAGAUUGAAUCGAAGCAUGGCCUCUAA
This is a messenger RNA of Cornus florida, 1140 nucleotides long. RefSeq names its product fasciclin-like arabinogalactan protein 21. The record is from RefSeq and is a predicted model, not a curated record. NCBI's taxonomy places the organism in Eukaryota, Viridiplantae, Streptophyta, Magnoliopsida, Cornales, Cornaceae. The transcript has a single exon. The coding region runs from base 1 to 1140 and encodes 379 amino acids.